AAAUAAUUUUCUUCAACAUUUGUAACUUUAUUACAGUUAUCUACAUAAAAUGUCUAAACGAAAACUUUCUCUCGAGGAAAAACGUAUGAGAUUACUUUACAUAUUUUAUGAAAAAAGAGAGUUUUUUACCUUAAAAGAAUUAGAAAAAAUUGCACCUAAAGAAAAAGGCAUCGUUGCACAAUCAGUAAAAGAUGUACUUCAAACAUUAGUAGAUGAUGGAUUGGUGAGAUCAGAAAAAAUUGGUACUGCUGUAUAUUUUUGGACAUUUCCAGGAGAAAACAUUAAUGCAAUAGAACAAAGAAUAUCUGAGGCCUCUAAAAAAAUAGUAGAGGCAGAAUUUAAACUUCAGAAACUUAAAGAAGCUUGUGAAAAAGAAAAGGUAAUAAAAGAAUGGAAAGAAGAUACAGAGGAAAGGCAAACUUUGCUACGUGAAUUAGAAGAAUUGAAAGUUAAAGAGGAUCAGUUGAAAACACAAAUUACUAAAUUCAGCGAUGCUGAUCCAGAAGUUAUUGCUAAACUUGGAGAAAAAGCACAGAAAUAUAAAGAAGCUACAAAUACAUGGACAGAUAACAUUUUUGCUAUACAAAGUUGGUGCAAAAACAAAUUUGAUAUAUCCCAAGGAUGUCUUAAUAAACAUUUUAACAUUCCAGAUGAUUUAGAUUACAAAGAAUAA
Molecule: messenger RNA, 673 nt
Organism: Eufriesea mexicana
Lineage: Eukaryota; Metazoa; Arthropoda; Insecta; Hymenoptera; Apidae
Product: meiotic nuclear division protein 1 homolog
Exons: 4
Coding region: 50-673 (207 amino acids)
Biological process (GO): reciprocal meiotic recombination
Cellular component (GO): nucleus
Molecular function (GO): double-stranded DNA binding
Source: RefSeq, a predicted model, not a curated record